Ricinus communis (castor bean) is the source of this 1846-nucleotide messenger RNA. Its product is annotated as mediator of RNA polymerase II transcription subunit 4. Lineage: Eukaryota; Viridiplantae; Streptophyta; Magnoliopsida; Malpighiales; Euphorbiaceae. Bases 297 to 1502 code for a protein of 401 amino acids. Gene Ontology annotation, biological process: regulation of transcription by RNA polymerase II. Gene Ontology annotation, molecular function: transcription coregulator activity. The transcript is spliced from 2 exons. The record is from RefSeq and is a predicted model, not a curated record. Gene Ontology annotation, cellular component: core mediator complex; mediator complex.
UUAGACCCACAAUUCAAAGAAACCUCUCCAUCUCUAGAUUGAGUUGGACUACAGCUUUCAAAGUUUUAAACUCAGCCCCAAACAAACGACUUGUCGUCCACCGGGGACAAAAUAAAAUAUGUGUUUAUAUCUAUACUUAUACCGCUGUCUACUUUGGCCAUUGUCAAGAGGUGGUGGCAGGAUGCAGCCAAUGCCAUGAGGACGGCGGCGUUUUUGUUACUCUAACACUUCCAUUUAGGUCCCAAUUCUGGGGUUCCGCCGAAUAGCAGGUGCUAGAAACUUGACAGUGAUCCAAAAUGCUUCAGCACCAAAUAGUACAAUCUCCGGCAAGGUUAGGCCUUACCAAUCCGAACUCACCUUCUCUUCAAAACCCUACACCUCCCAAAUUCCCCGCCGCAUCAUCUCAGCAGCAGCAACAUCCUUCUUCAGCUCUUCUCUCACUCCUCCCUCCUCUCCGUAGAGCUCAGUCUCUUCUUCUCCAAAUGGCCUCUUUAGCUUCCAAAUUCUUCGAAGUUUCCCCAAAUCGAGCCCUUUGGGUCUCCGCUUUUCGUGGAUCGUUACCUACAUUCCUAUCCUCUCAAACUCAAUCGAUUUCUCCACUGGAAUCCACUCCUUUCUCUUCUAAAGAUAUUCUCUCUCUUUUCACUUCCCUCCAAACUCAACUCUUCGAAGCCGUAGCUGAACUCCAAGAAAUCCUUGACCUUCAAGAUGCUAAACAACGUCUCGCUCGCGAUAUCAAAUCUCAUGAUUCUGCUCUUCUCAACUUCGCUAAUAAACUUAAAGAAGCUGAAACGCUACUUGACAUCCUCGUCGAUGAUUAUUCUGAUUAUCGUAAACCUAAAAUAGCUAAAUCAAGUUUAACAGAGGACGAUGAUGUGAGCAAUACGACUACUUCUGCUACUACUACUACUGUUGCAUCUCAGCUUAAUCUGUCUGAUAUAUUAUCUUACGCUCAUAGGAUUAGCUACACUACUUUUGCACCUCCAGAAUUUGGUGCUGGGACUGCACCACUUCGCGGUGCAUUUCCUCCUGCUCCUCAAGAAGAGCAAAUGCGUGUUUCUCAAUUGUAUGCUUUUGCUGAUCUUGAUGUUGGGUUGCCUAAGACUGAAACUAGGGAGAGAAUUAUUGAGCCAAUUAUUGAGCCUCCUCCUCCGCCACAGUCAGCGGACACCAAUCCUCUUGGUAAUUUGGCUGGUUUAUUUCCACCUAGUCUCACUGUUCCGUCUGGAUGGAAACCAGGAAUGCCGGUGGUGUUGCCAACGGAUUUACCCCCUCCUCCACCAGGAUGGAAGCCUGGGGAUCCAUUGCCAUUGCCUCCAUUGGACUCUCUUCCUUUGCCUAGAACGAACGAGCAACAAUUGCAGCCUGCUGUUGCUCCUCAGGGAUUACAUAAACCACCUGAGACAAUACAGGUUCGACAUGUGCAGAUUGAUAUUCUUGAUCAGGAUGAUGACUCUAGUGAUUAUAGUAGCGAUGAUGGGAGCUCAGACGAUGAAGAUUGAGAGCAGCAAUCUGGGAGAUUGUGUGGUGUCACCUUUGAGCAAAUAGUAGAACCAGCUAGGUAAUGUUGUGUCAAAUCCAUGUUGUUGAGCAUUGCAGAGGUAUUGUUUCCCUCGAUGCGAUGCCCAGGAUUGGUUAUGGAGUUGGAAGUGAACUCUUCAUGUUGAUGUCUCCCCUGCAGAUUUCUACAUUUGGUUACUGUUGAUAAUUUGUGUUUCCUGUUCUGCAUCAACUUUUAUGCAGUGCUGCAGGAAAGCCUAUGGAUAUAUCAUGUCGAGUUAUGGGAGAAUUAGAACAUAAAUACUUAAUUUUGCAAAUGAAUUAGAACUUUACGGCUUUUCCUAAA